This is a messenger RNA of Rhopilema esculentum, 4245 nucleotides long. Its product is annotated as unconventional myosin-Ia. Gene Ontology annotation, molecular function: actin filament binding; ATP binding; microfilament motor activity. Gene Ontology annotation, biological process: endocytosis; actin filament organization; actin filament-based movement. The record is from RefSeq and is a predicted model, not a curated record. Gene Ontology annotation, cellular component: cytoplasm; microvillus; myosin complex. Lineage: Eukaryota; Metazoa; Cnidaria; Scyphozoa; Rhizostomeae; Rhizostomatidae.
GUUUUUCAAAUCAGUGCAUGUGCGCGAAAUCGGCUUUGUUUAUUAUCAUUUUAUUUGAUGUACAUCCGACUGAUCAUGUGCCUGACAUUUCCGGAUGAUUCUUGAAGAGUCUCUUUCGUCCAAAGUAUGUGUUUUGGCUAAGUACAUCAAACUUUACAAUCUACUCGUUACCUUGUCACAGACCGAUGAAGACAAAGCUGCCAACAUUGAAUUAAAACUCGAUUUUGAAACACCGAAGGAAAAAUUUACUUUUAAGGAGUGUCCAGGAAGUACCAUAUACGGAAAGCCUGCCUUUUGAAACUGAGCUGCUGAAACUAAAAUGGACAACCAAGUUGGUGUUUCAGACAUGGUUCUCUUAGAUCCUCUUACUGAAGAUGCAUUGGUUGAGAACCUAAAGAUACGAUUUAAAGAAAAUAAGAUAUAUACUUAUAUUGGAGAUGUGGUGGUUUCAAUCAACCCAUACAAGGGUAUUCCUAUAUAUGGAACAAAAUACAUUGAGGACUACAGGUCAAGGAACAUGUAUGAAAUGCCACCACAUGUAUUUUCACUGGCAGAUGAUGCAUAUCGAUCCAUGCGAGAUUACCAUGUUGACCAGUGUAUUAUCAUCUCAGGUGAAAGUGGAUCGGGAAAAACAGAGGCAUCCAAGAUCGUGAUGAGGUACGUCGCAGCAGUGUCUGGCAAAGGAGAAGACGUCAACCGAUUGAAAGAACAACUACUGCAGUCGAACCCAGUUCUCGAGGCCUUUGGAAAUGCAAAAACCAUCAGAAAUGACAACUCAUCUCGUUUUGGGAAAUAUAUGGACUUGGAGUUUGAUUACAAAGGAGACCCCAUUGGUGGAUUUAUAUCAAACUACCUUCUUGAAAAGUCACGUGUUGUUCAUCAGACGCAAGGAGAAAGAAAUUUCCACAUAUUCUACGAAUUGCUACUUGGUGCACCUGAUAUCGUAAUGGAAACACUAGGCCUGAAGCGAAAGUUUGAUGAUUAUUCGUAUCUAAACCAAAGUAAUUGCACAAGUGUUCCGUCAAUUAACGAUGCGGAAAAUUUCAAAAUAGUGGAAAGCGCAAUGAAAUUGAUUGGGUUCUCGACUGACGAAAUAGCAGGAUUAUACACGCUUCUCGGUGGAAUUCUCCAUCUUGGCAAUGUCUUGUUCAGAGAUGUUUUUGUUGACGGGGUUGAUACUGUCGAUGUUCUCAACGAGAAUGAUGCUGAACAAGCUGCCAAUUUAUUUGGUUGUGCACCAAAACUUCUCAUGGAUACUUUGUGCACUCGUUCUGUGGAGUCAGGCAAAGAAAAAGUUGUAACAAGACUUAGUCCUGCAAAUGCCAACUAUGGACGUGAUGCUUUAUGCAAAGCAAUUUACAAUCGCCUUUUCGACUGGAUUGUUGCAAAGAUAAACAACAGUGUGCAGGCACCCAAAAGAGCAUUUGACAAGAAAGUGAUUGGUGUUUUGGAUAUCUAUGGAUUUGAAGUCUUCAAGUCAAAUGCAUUCGAACAGUUUAUCAUCAAUUACUGUAACGAGAAGCUGCAGCAACUUUUCAUCGAACUUACACUGAAAUCAGAGCAAGAGGAAUACGUGAGAGAAGGAGUCGAGUGGAUUCAUAUCGACUACUUCAAUAAUGCCAUCAUUUGUGACCUCAUUGAAAAGCAAAACACUGGAAUUCUUGCGCUACUCGAUGAGGAAUGUCUAAGACCUGGAGAUGUUACUGACAAAACAUUUUUGGAGAAGCUGAAUAAUCGAUGCAUCAACCACGCCCAUUUUGACAGCAGAGUGAAAAGCCGAUCUGACACCUCAAUAGACCAUGACUGUUUCAAGUUAAAACACUAUGCAGGAGAUGUCACUUAUGACGUCAAUAACUUCAUCGAUAAAAACAAUGACCCUCUCUAUCGAGACAUGUCUGUAGCUAUGUACAAUUGCAGUCAUCUUCUUCUCAAAGAUAUGUUCCCAGAAGGGAACCCAAGCUACAAAAACAAGAAGAGACCCCCUACAGUAGGAACCCAGAUGAAGGUCUCGGUUGCAGAGCUGGUAAAGAAUAUGAGUUCAAAGCAACCACACUACAUCAGAUGUAUAAAACCCAAUGACACAAAAUCAGCUGUUCAAUUUACUGAACAAAUUGUUCGUCAUGAAUCCAGAUAUCUUGGUCUUCUAGAAAACAUCAGGGUGAGAAGAGCAGGAUAUUGCUUCAGGCAAAGAUACGAGCUGUUUCUUGAAAGGUAUAAAAUGUUGUCAGACGCAACAUGGCCUAAUUGGAAAAACGGUCCGGCUAAAGACGGUGUCAAGAACAUACUUGACGCGUUCAACAUCAGAUCGCCAGACUGCGAGUAUGGGAAAUCUAAAUUGUUCAUCAGGGACCCUCGCACGGUGUUUUUGCUUGAAGAUCAGAGGAAGCGAAGGAUCGUCGACCUUGUUGUUCUGCUACAGAAGACGGUUAGAGGCUGGGUUGCCAGGCACAAGUUUCAAAAGAUGAAAGCAAGUGAAAUCAAAAUCGCAAGCUUUUACAAGAUGCAUCGUGAGCGAAAGAAGUACAUUCACUUCAAGACAUCAGUGAUCUUUAUUCAAGCUGUUCUCAGAGGAUACAAAGCACGAAAGGCCAAUGCCAAGUUUCUCAAGAAGCAUGCAGGUCCGAAGAUAAUAAAAUACAUAAGGAAGUGUCUGGCAGUGAAAUUCUUGAUAAAUAUCUACAACAACCAACCAUCAGCCUCACCUUUGGAUACUAGCUGGCCUAACUGCUUGAAAAUGUUCACUGAUGCUUCUGAUCUACUGUACAAAGUUCACCAUGCAUGGAGGUGCCAUCAAUACCGAGAGAAAAUUGACCCUGAGAGGAAAAGAAUCUUGAGUGAAAAGUCACAAGCAAGAGACAUAUUUGGCGGAAAGAAAGAGACCUAUGCUGAAAGUGUACCCAUUCCGUUUGAAGGAGAUCAUCUAAAGAUCAGUGAUAGUGCUGCUUGGGCCAAGCAGAAAACGAAGCUGAGUAAUGACUUGAAGGUUGUUUUCACCGACAAUAUAUUAAAAACACACCGGAAAAAUGGAAAGGAGGUGCCAAAGACAUUACUACUGAGCUGCUGUGAGCUAUUGAUCUUGGAACCGAAAUCAUUGCAGCCAGUCUACACUGUUGGCUUGACAGAUAUUGUGAAAGUAACGACUACUCCACUUGCUGAUGGCUUUGUAAUAAUUCACGUCAAACAGGGCCAAGAUGUGAAAUCGUUGAAGAAGGGGGACUUUAUGCUUCGAUGCGAUCAUGUGAUUGAGUUAGUCGCCAAAACAGCACUUGCCUACAAAAAGCAAUUUAAAAGAGAACUGAAGGUUGACAUUGCAGAAAGUUUCAGUGUAAGCUUCAAUGGAAGGCCAGUGACAGCAGAGUUGAUAAACGGGAAGCUAUCUGUCAAGAAACAUUAGAAUCAGAACAAAACACAAUGUAGCCACAGAAAAGACGUAUAUAUUAUCCAGAAGAAUUAAGCAUACAAUAGAGAAACGAUAAUUGUAGAGUAGAUGCGGAUUUUCAUACAUUUACACAUACGCAUAGUUCAGAUGGAUCAAAAUUGACAUGUUGAGCAAGAAAAGUUGUUUGGAAUACGGAGAUAUCUUCCAAGGCACUAGGUUUUAAAAUAAUUUCUGUAUCAAAACCAGGUUUUAAUUAAAUUAAACGAACGCUAAUUUAAAGAUAUGUGGUAGAUUUUCUAUCGUCACUACAGUCUUUGAAACUUUUAGUAUAUAUCGCCUUAAAUUUGAACGAAAUGGUAACUGAGGUGCCGACUGACCACUUGUCGAAUGGCUCUCCAAUACAUCUCGCAAGUAUUUCAUGACUACCAUUUUCCUUUGAGUGCGUGUCGUUGCUCCCUCCCUACAAGCUGAAGUAUACAAAUCAAUUUAUGAUCCCGUUUUCUUUUAUCAAUCAAAUUUCAGUUUUACACUGGCUGAACGUAAUGCGCACUAAAAUUUGCAAAGAAUGACCCGCUUGACCAUGUUAAGGCUCGCGUACCCUGGUUUAUUAUUUACUUUCAGAGUUUUGGAAAGAUUAAGGUGUUCAUUUCAAAUAUUUUGUAAGAUUGCUAUGAAUUUCUUUGUUUUUCGUUAUAUUUUCUGUUAGAAUCUUUUUAGCGUUCUUUUAUUGUUAGAGAAUUCGAUAUAUUUUUGUUAAGAUUGCGGUAUGUAUUUAAAUCGUUUUAACCAAUUUGAUGAAGUUCUCAGAUCAGUAUGUCUUUGUAAUAGAUAUAAAAUUGUCAAUGUCAAAUUUCUGUUGGUUUACA